Molecule: messenger RNA, 7719 nt
Organism: Xyrauchen texanus (razorback sucker)
Lineage: Eukaryota; Metazoa; Chordata; Actinopteri; Cypriniformes; Catostomidae
Product: zinc finger protein 208-like
Exons: 8
Coding region: 114-6188 (2024 amino acids)
Biological process (GO): negative regulation of transcription by RNA polymerase II
Molecular function (GO): DNA-binding transcription repressor activity, RNA polymerase II-specific
Source: RefSeq, a predicted model, not a curated record
UGAAGGUGAUAAUGAACAGCAGACGUUGCAGUCAUCAGUGAAGAUGUGUUCAGUGAAGCUGCUGGACUGCAGGAAUUUGAUGAAGAUGAGAGUAGAAACCACAACAUUGGAUCAUGAGAGUGAUGAUGAUGAUGAUGAUGAAACCACAACAGAGGAACAAGAGAGUGUUGAAGAUGAUGAUGAUUUUAUUCCCUCAGAUGUUCAUCAUGAGAGAGCAGGUGGAUGUGAUCUGCUGUAAAUCAGUAGGAACUGAUCUGUCCAUGCUGGAUAUUGAUGAUUUCAUCACAGAAAUCUCUCAGCUGAAGAAAGAGGUGACGUCACUGAAGACAAAACUGAUGGAGAGAGAACUGUAUUCAUCCUGCACCUGUUUUGAGCGAGUUAAAGUUGAGAUUGAGCUGGAAAAGGUUUCCUGUCAACCUUCAGUGUGUGUGACUGAUGGGACCUCCACAGAAUGUCAGGAUUCAGUGUGGAGCGGCAGAGAUCAGUCCACACCACAGCAGCUGCUGGACAAACUCUCUGAACAGAGAUCCAGAGACACACAGGACUCACAGCUCACUUUACUCUGUUCUACUGAUGCUCAGGAGAGUGUGUGUGACAGUAAUCAGGGUGAUCAAACCUCCACAGAGUCUCUGACUUCUGUCUGUAACGCUGGAGAACAGCAGAUGCUGCAGACACCAGUGAAGAUUGAAGUGAAGCAGGAGGAGAUAAAAGAAGAAAUCACAGCAGAGGAACAACAGAGAGAUGAAGAUGAUGAUGAACAGCAGACGUUGCAGACAUCAGUGAAGAUGUGUUCAGUGAAGCUGCUGGACUGCAGGAAUUUGAUGAAGAUGAGAGUAGAAACCACAACAUUGGAUCAUGAGAGUGAUGAUGAUGAUGAUGAAACCACAACAGAGGAACAAGAGUGUGAUGAAGAUGAUGAUGAUUUUAUUCCCUCAGAGCUGAUGAACGAGCAAGAUGAACCUCUAGAGCUGAAUGAAGUGGAGGAGAAACUUCAGGAUCAUAAACAUCAUGAUUUAAUACCUGGAGAAAAAUCUUUGAGUGGCUCAAAGACUAAGAAGAAUUUCUCACCAAAAAAGCCUCAAAGAAGAGCAGCCAAAAAUACUUUAACCUGCUCUCAGUGUGGAAAGAGUUUCAAAUAUAAAUGCCAGCUUAAUAUACACAUGAGAAUUCACUCUGGAGAAAGACAAUUUGAAUGUGAUCAGUGCGGUAAAACAUUUGUUUUGGCAACAUACCUACAAAAACAUCUGAAAACGCACACAAAUGAGAAGCCUUACAAAUGCUUUUCUUGUGGAAAACGUUUUUCAUGCCAGUCCUAUUGUAAAGAACACCAGAAAAUACAUACCGGUGCUGGGGUUCAUAUGUGCUUUGAAUGUGGGAAGAUCUUUAUUACAGCCGGAGACUUGAAACAGCACCAAAGAAUUCAUACUGGAGAAAAACCUUACAAGUGUUCACACUGUGGAAAGAGUUUCCCUUGGUCACAGAGCCUGAAAACACACGAGAGAAUUCAUAUUGGAGAAAAACCUUACAAGUGCUCACUCUGUGGAAAGAGUUUCACUCAGUCACAACACCUGAAAAAACACGAGAGAAUUCAUACUGGAGAAAAACCUUACAAGUGUUCACUCUGUGGAAAGAGUUUCCCUUGGUCACAACACCUGAAAAUACAUGAGAGAAUUCAUACUGGAGAAAAACCUUACAAGUGUUCACACUGUGGAAAGAGUUUCCCUCAGUCACAAAACCUGAAAACACACGAGAGAAUUCAUACUAGAGAAAAACCUUACAAGUGCUCACUCUGUGGAAUGAGUUUCCCUUUGUCACAACACCUGAAAAUACAUGAGAGAAUUCAUAUUGGAGAAAAACCUUACAAGUGCUCACUCUGUGGAAAGAGUUUCCCUUGGUCACAACACCUGAAAAUACAUGAGAGAAUUCAUACUGGAGAGAAACCUUACAAGUGUUCAAACUGUGGCAAGAGUUUCACUCAGUCACAACACCUGAAAAAACACGAGAGAAUUCAUACUGGAGAAAAACCUUACAAGUGUUCACUCUGUGGAAAGAGUUUCCCUUGGUCACAACACCUGAAAAUACAUGAGAGAAUUCAUACUGGAGAGAAACCUUACAAGUGUUCACUCUGUGGAAAGAGUUUCAGUCAUUCACAACAACUGAAAUUACACGAGAGAAUUCAUACUGGAGAAAAACCUUACAAGUGUUCACUCUGUGGAAAGAGUUUCAGUCAUUCACAACAACUGAAAUUACACGAGAGAAUUCAUACUGGAGAAAAACCUUACAAGUGUUCACACUGUGAAAAGAGUUUCCCUCAGUCACAACACCUGAAAAAACACGAGAGAAUUCAUACUGGAGAAAAACCUUACAAGUGUUCACACUGUGGAAAGUGUUUCCCUUGGUCACAACACCUGAAAAAACACGAGAGAAUUCAUACUGGUAAAAAACCUUACAAGUGUUCACACUGUGAAAAGAGUUUCCCUUGGUCACACAGCCUGAAAACACACGAGAGAAUUCAUACUGGAGAAAAACCUUUCAAGUGUUCACAAUGUGGAAAGAGUUUCUCUCAGUCACACAGCCUGAAAACACACGAGAGAAUUCAUACUGGAGAAAAACCUUUCAAGUGUUCACUCUGUGGAAAGAGUUUCACUCAGUCACAACACCUGAAAAAACACGAGAGAAUUCAUACUGGAGAGAAACCUUACAAGUGUUCUCACUGUGGAAACAGUUUCUCUUGUUCACAACACCUGAAAUCACAUGAGAGAAUUCAUACUGGUGAGAAGCCUUACAAAUGCUUUUCUUGUGGAAAACGUUUUUCAUGCCAGUCCUAUUGUAAAGAACACCAGAAAAUACAUACCGGUGCUGGGGUUCAUAUGUGCUUUGAAUGUGGGAAGAUCUUUAUUACAGCCGGAGACUUGAAACAGCACCAAAGAAUUCAUACUGGAGAAAAACCUUACAAGUGCUCACUCUGUGGAAAGAGUUUCAAUCAUUCACAACAACCGAAAAUACAUGAGAGAAUUCAUACUGGAGAAAAACCUUACAAGUGUUCACACUGUGGAAAGAGUUUCAAUCAUUCACAACAACUGAAAAUACACGAGAGAAUUCAUACUGGAGAAAAACCUUACAAGUGCUCACUCUGUGGAAAGAGUUUCCCUUGGUCACAACAACUGAAAAUACAUGAGAGAAUUCAUACUGGAGAAAAACCUUACAAGUGUUCACACUGUGGAAAGAGUUUCCCUUGGUCACAGAGCCUGAAAACACACGAGAGAAUUCAUAUUGGAGAAAAACCUUACAAGUGCUCACUCUGUGGAAAGAGUUUCACUCAGUCACAACACCUGAAAAAACACGAGAGAAUUCAUACUGGAGAAAAACCUUACAAGUGUUCACUCUGUGCAAAGAGUUUCCCUUGGUCACAACACCUGAAAAUACAUGAGAGAAUUCAUACUGGAGAAAAACCUUACAAGUGUUCACACUGUGGAAAGAGUUUCCCUCAGUCACAAAACCUGAAAACACACGAGAGAAUUCAUACUAGAGAAAAACCUUACAAGUGCUCACUCUGUGGAAUGAGUUUCCCUUUGUCACAACACCUGAAAAUACAUGAGAGAAUUCAUAUUGGAGAAAAACCUUACAAGUGCUCACUCUGUGGAAAGAGUUUCACUUGGUCACAACACCUGAAAAUACAUGAGAGAAUUCAUACUGGAGAGAAACCUUACAAGUGUUCACUCUGUGGAAAGAGUUUCACUCAGUCACAACACCUGAAAAAACACGAGAGAAUUCAUACUGGAGAAAAACCUUACAAGUGUUCAGUCUGUGGAAAGAGUUUCCCUUGGUCACAACACCUGAAAAUACAUGAGAGAAUUCAUACUGGAGAGAAACCUUACAAGUGUUCACUCUGUGGAAAGAGUUUCAGUCAUUCACAACAACUGAAAUUACACGAGAGAAUUCAUACUGGAGAAAAACCUUACAAGUGUUCACUCUGUGGAAAGAGUUUCAGUCAUUCACAACAACUGAAAUUACACAAGAGAAUUCAUACUGGAGAAAAACCUUACAAGUGUUCACUCUGUGGAAAGAGUUUCAGUCAUUCACAACACCUGAAAAAACACGAGAGAAUUCAUACUGGAGAAAAACCUUACAAGUGUUCACACUGUGGAAAGUGUUUCCCUUGGUCACAACACCUGAAAAAACACGAGAGAAUUCAUACUGGUAAAAAACCUUACAAUUGUUCACACUGUGAAAAGAGUUUCUCUCAGUCACACAGCCUGAAAACACACGAGAGAAUUCAUACUGGAGAAAAACCUUUCAAGUGUUCACAAUGUGGAAAGAGUUUCUCUCAGUCACACAGCCUGAAAACACACGAGAGAAUUCAUACUGGAGAAAAACCUUUCAAGUGUUCAUUCUGUGGAAAGAGUUUCACUCAGUCACAACACCUGAAAAAACACGAGAGAAUUCAUACUGGAGAGAAACCUUACAAGUGUUCUCACUGUGGAAACAGUUUCUCUUGUUCACAACACCUGAAAUCACAUGAGAGAAUUCAUACUGGAGAGAAACCUUUCACCUGCUCUCAGUGUGGAAAGAGUUUCAUAUAUAUAAAAGCCAGCUUAAUACACACGAGAAUUCACACAGGAGAGAGGCCUUAUACGUGCCAUCAGUGUGGAAAAAGUUUUGCACAAACACAAAAUCUCACACGUCAUCUUCGCCGUCACUCUGGAGAAAGACAAUUUGAAUGUGAUGAUUGUGGGAAGAUCUUUAUUAAAGCGAGAGACUUGAAACACCACCAAAGAAUUCAUACUGGAGAAAAACCUUACAAGUGCCCACACUGUGGAAAGAGUUUCACUCAUUCACAAAACCUGAAAACACACGAGAGAAUUCAUACUGGAGAAAAACCUUACAAGUGUUCACACUGUGGAAAGAGUUUCUCUUGUUCACAACACCUGAAAAUACACGAGAGAAUUCAUACUGGAGAAAAACCUUACAAGUGCUCACUCUGUGGAAAGAGUUUCCCUUGGUCACAACACCUGAAAAUGCACGAGAGAAUUCAUACUGGAGAAAAACCUUACAAGUGCUCACUCUGUGGAAAGAGUUUCUCUUCUUCUCAAUACCUGAAAACACACGAGAGAAUCCAUACUGGAGAGAAACCAUACACCUGCUCACAAUGUGGAAAGAGAUUUGCACGUAAAAGCAAUCUUAAUGAUCACACAAGCGUUCAUACUGGAGAGCGGCCUUACAAGUGUCGUCAGUGUGGGAAAGCUUUUAAACGUAAACAUCGUCUUAAUACCCACACAAGAAUUCACACAGGAGAGAAGCCUUACACGUGCCAUCAGUGUGGAAAAAGUUUUGCAUAUCUACACCAUCUCCAGAAUCAUCUCCAGUAUCACUCUGGAGAAAAGCCAUUUGAAUGUGAUAAGUGUGGUAAAACAUUUGCUUUGUAUUCAGUCCUAAAAAAACACCUGAAAACUCACACAAAAGAGAAACUUUACAAGUGUUCUUUUUGUGGAAAGAGUUUUGCACGCCUGAAUUAUUUUCAAGAUCACCAGACAAUGCAUACGGGUGUGGGGGCUCAUGUGUGCCUUGAAUGUGGAAAGACCUUUGUUACAGCCAGUGUCUUAAAAGAGCACUUAAGAAUUCAUACUGGAGAAAAACCUUACAAGUGCUCACACUGUGAAAAGAGUUUCACUCAGUCAGAAAACCUGAAAAAACACGAGAGAAUCCACACUGGAGAAAAACCUUUUAAGUGCUCACACUGUGGAAAGAGUUUCAGUCAGUCAGAAAACCUGAAAAAACACGAGAGAAUCCACACUGGAGAGAAAUCUUACAAAUGCUCACACUGUGGAAAGAGUUUUAAUCAGUCAGAAAACCUGAAAAAACACGAGAGAAUCCAUACUGGAGAGAAAUCUUACAAAUGCUCACACUGUGGAAAGAGUUUUAAUCAGUCAGAAAACCUGAAAAAACACGAGAGAAUCCAUACUGGAGAGAAAUCUUACAAAUGCUCACAUUGUGGAAAGACUUUCAUUCAAUCAGUGAACCUGAAAAAACAUGAGAGAAUUCAUACUGGAGAGAAACCAUACCACUGCUCUUCAUGUGGAAAAUGUUUCAUCGCAGCAAGUAAUCUACAUAGACAUGUAAAUAACAGUUGCCCAGGUAGUCACAGUGAGCAAAUAUCAUCAUCAGGUCCAACAAGAUCAAGUAAAUAGUUGGUAAUGCAAAUAAAUCCAAAGACUCUGAUAGCACAUGUACAUCACCUAGAUGUGUGUGUUUACUUCUGGGAGACUUAAUUUCUUCAUCUGCAAUAUGGCUAUAAGUUGUUUCCUCUCAGAUGUCAAUAACACGUUCAGCAGAUGUCUGAGGCGUUCAUGAUUUAGAAAGUUUAUUUUAGUCAGAUCUUUUUAAGAUGUUUAGCAGAUGUUAAUUUGAUUGUGAUGCUUUCCAGAUCAAAAGAUCUAAAACGAGCAUCUCAGGGAUGUACAUGUGCUAUCCGGUGAUGAAAGUUCUCCCAAUAGAGCAUCAUUUAAGAGAAUAACCAAGGGCAUGCAUCCCUCCUAUUGUCUUAGGGUUUUUUAGGUUUUUUUUUGAGGACAGGUAAUGAAUACAUUAUCAAUACAGGAUAGUUUUUGGUACUAGAACCAAAUGUUGUGACUUUGUCAGGACCAUCAAAACAAGCUAAUGAAAUUGUUUAUUUAUUUUAAGAGAAAUCAAAUUGUUCUUGUUCCUUUCAUUGUCUUAAUGAGUAAGUUUAGUCCUGUAUGGGAAAAACCUGUUUUGACCUAUCACCUUUGAACUUUAUUUAGGUUAUGUAGCUUUAAAUAUAUUUUUUUGUACAUCUAUGAAUCAAAUUUGAACUAAAAGUAUUUCACAUUUUCUCAAAUUUAGCCCCAAGCCCUAUAGUGUUCUCUAGAACCCACAUGCCCCCAUCUGCUCCACUGGGCAUCUUUCCCACAAAUUGUAUACUUUCCCCUCAAACAGAGUUUGAUAUGUGCACACAUCAUAUGUUAGUAAAUCUGUUUACCUAUAUGAUUUAAUAUGAUGGGUACAAUGGGGCUAAAUGCCCCUCAAUGGUAAACUACCUAAUGGAUGUUAUUUUCUUCUAAAACAUUAGAUGGCUUCCUAAAUCCCUGUAACACUGCGACAAAUUGUUUGACAUUUGUGGGAAGGAAUGGAUUUGUUGACAUGGACAUGCGAAAUGAGCCCAGUUUGACUGCUGUAAAAGGCAAUAGAGAUUUAUUGAUAAUAUAGGCAUGUACUAAAAUUUUACUUUAAUUUGUAAGCAGAAUAAAUCAGAAAUUGAUGUAAUAUACUUAAGUUGUUUUAAAAUGUAGAAAGUGAUGCAAAUAAAUAUCAAUUAAGACAUUCUUGGCCAAUGUUUGCAAAUGUAAAUAUAAAUAAUUGUUACUCCAUUAAUAUUCAGAAUAUAUAAUUCUCCCCCUUAUCACUAUACACUUUGGGACUACAAUAAAACAGGUUUUCAUGAAACCCUGUUUCAGCACAGUUGAGUUCUCAACACAUUUUCAAAAGUUUCCUGCCAAAGUGGGGGUGAUCAGCUAUGGAGUGAGGGGAGAAGUGGGAGUGAACCUGUUGUAGAAAUGUUGAUAGUCAUUGAUCAGUGUCUGAGAAUGCAGAGGGGGAGAACCUGCUUCUGUGGGAGACCUUGGUUGAAAAGAGGUAUAAAAAAACAAGUCAGCCCUCCCCUUCAGCGUCUCGCUCAUGGCACAGAGUAACUCCUGUGUA